CUCCAUCUCAAAAGAAAAGAAACAGGCUUAGGAGAAGUGAUCUGCCCAAGAUUGGGAUGAAUCCUCAACUGGGCCCAUCUCUAAUUUGGCUCCUCUCUGCUACGAUGCUGCAAGAAUUUUCAGGCCAAAUUUAGUCCCUGGGUAAAGGUAGGGUACAACUUUUCUAUUUUUUAAGCUGUGAGAGGGUAGAGUACAAAAGAGAUAUUCGAAAUUGUGCUCCCUGAGUAUCAGACUUUUAGAAGCAGAUACCUGGCUGUUCUCAUUGUAUUAGAAGAAGCAGGAUGAACAAAAGGUUUUGGAGAAUGCUAGGAAACACGGCUGGGGUUUGAGAGACUUAGGCAGCAUGACAUUCAGGCCCUUUUAGGUUAUUAGGACAAUGAGGGUUCCGGGCCCUGUCCCUAACCUCCAGCUAGGUAAGUGGCAAAGCACUUCUGGCUGUUUUGGAGAUGCUGUCGGCUGUGGGAAACUGAGGCAAAGGCCUGGAAGGGCCUUUAUUUUCAUUCUGCUUCCCUUGUUUUCCUUUCAUGACCCUAUGGGUGAGGCCAUAGGUAGUCUGCAAGUGGGUAGACAGAAAAUGCCCUUUGUCUGCCACAGGCAUGACCUCUAGAGUGCCUACUUCCUCUUCCAACUUGAUAUUAGCCCAACCUCUGUUAGAAGGGCAACAGAAUGAAAUAAGGAUGAUGAAAUGCUUGCAAAGAGAAAGCGAAAUGGAGAAUAUGCAGUUUUUAAGUCCCUUUGCCAUUUUUAAGAUGCUUUUGAGUCCAGGAUUCUUUUGAAUUAAAGGUACAGCGAUUACAGGAGUAUAAGCAUUGAUUAAAUACCUAUGAUGAAAUAGCACAGCAAAAUGGAUAGACAUGGGCCUUGAAGUCAGAUGGGGUUUGAGUCUCUGCCCUGGCUGUAUAACUCUCGUGAGUUAUGUAACUUCUCUGAGCCUCAGUUUUCUCAUCUGUAAAAUGGGGAUAAUAGCACCUCCUAUGGAGAGCACAAAGCAGAUGGGACCACUGUAAUUAUAAGCAGUACUUGAUGCAGAUGAAAUACUACUGGCCUUUUGGGAAAUGGGGGUGGCAGUAGAAUGGGGAGGGAAUACACAAGAUUGCAAAGUGUGACCCCCACCAACUAGGAUCCUACAGAACGAUCUAACACUUUACAUUUCACUUGAGGACUUUUCCAGGUGUAAAAUUUAUGUUGAUUUUUUUUUUUUCAUCCCAGGUUUGGUUUUCCUAAACAAAUCCUUUCACAGGGACCGACGGCACUUGAUAAUGUGACAAAAACCAGCCUCUUCCACCCCACUGCAGUGACUUUUGCCUGAAAGUGGAGCAGUGGGCACGGCCAACCUUGUCGUUCAUCAAUGCCGCCCCUGGCAGGAUCUGAGGAUUGGUGGCAGCCAUGCCUCCCCCUGCCCCAGCCGCUCCUUCCCCCCCACGCUAAUCUGCAUGGUGUGGGUGCCCUUGGGACCCCCGAGGACUGAUUGUCUGACCUUGCUUCACACCCCCAGUAAGGACUCCCCCAAGAUGUCGCUCGAGUGGCUGGUGGCCUGGAGCUGGUCGCUGGAUGGCCUGAGGGACUGCAUCGCCACCGGCAUCCAGUCCGUGCGGGACUGCGACACCACCGCUGUCAUCACUGUGGCCUGCCUCCUGGUCCUGUUCGUGUGGUACUGUUAUCACGUGGGCAGGGAGCAGCCCCGGCCCUACGUCUCCGUCAACUCCCUCAUGCAGGCUGCCGAUGCCAACGGGCUACAGAAUGGCUACGUGUACUGCCAGUCCCCCGAGUGCGUGCGCUGCACCCACAACGAGGGCCUCAACCAGAAGCUGUACCACAACCUGCAGGAGUACGCCAAGCGCUACUCCUGGUCCGGCAUGGGCCGCAUCCACAAGGGCAUCCGCGAGCAGGGCCGGUACCUCAACAGCCGGCCCUCCAUCCAGAAGCCCGAGGUCUUCUUCCUGCCCGACCUGCCCACCACGCCCUAUUUCUCCCGGGACGCACAGAAACAUGACGUGGAAGUGCUGGAACGGAACUUCCAGACCAUCCUGUGCGAGUUUGAGACGCUCUACAAAGCUUUCUCAAACUGCAGCCUCCCGCAAGGAUGGAAAAUGAACAGCACCCCCAGCGGGCAGUGGUUCACCUUUUACUUGGUCAAUCAGGGGAUUUGUGUUCCCAGGAACUGUAGGAAGUGCCCACGGACGUACCGCUUGCUCGGAAGCCUUCGGACCUGUAUUGGGAACAAUGUUUUUGGGAACGCGUGCAUCUCUGUGCUGAGCCCUGGGACUGUGAUAACGGAGCACUAUGGACCCACCAACAUCCGCAUCCGAUGCCAUUUAGGUCUGAAAACUCCAAAUGGCUGUGAGCUGGUGGUGGGGGGAGAGCCCCAGUGCUGGGCAGAAGGGCGCUGCCUUCUCUUUGAUGACUCUUUCCUGCAUGCUGCGUUCCAUGAAGGUUCAGCAGAGGAUGGCCCACGGGUGGUUUUCAUGGUGGAUUUGUGGCAUCCAAACGUUGCAGCGGCCGAACGGCAGGCCCUUGAUUUCAUCUUUGCUCCGGGACGAUGAGAGUAUUUCCUGUGCUGGAGUCGGCGAGAAGGGCCGAGGCGGGGCCUGGGCAGACUGUGGUCCGGUCCAGUCCCUACCGGUGUUACGUUUCCAUGCUCAGAAACCUGCCUCAGCGGAAAGCUCUUAUUUGGGAUUUUAUAUCAUGUCGGGUCCCUCUUUCCCUUGGUUAUUGUAAAUGGAAACUUUUCAGCUUGUAUUUCCUUAGAUUUUUUGUUUUCCUUCCAAUCAUUUGCUUCAGAGACUCCUUUCUGGCCUAACAGCGCAUUCCUUUGAUUGGUCCUUGAGUGACCAGAGACUUAGUGCCCUUGUAAGUCUGUCUUCUGUUGCUACUUGGUUUUUUCAGUGCUCUGAAAUAGAGUAACUAAAUGGUUAUUUGUCUGAAUAUAAUAAUGUAAAACUUCUUGUGGUCAUCUUAAAAAAAAAAAAACUAAACUAAAAACUGCAAACCAGAGAGCUAGAGAACUUGGCCUCUGAUGCUGGCACACAGGGGACCCCUCAGCCACCCGAUGGCAGGAGGACAGUCUGCAGCCCCCACACCUGACUGGCUUCAGUAGCCAGGUGGAGAGGCUGCCAGACACGGUCAGAGCAGCGCACAGUAUCCAGGCCCAGGGAUACUGUCACCAUCGCUCACCUCACCCUAAACCUUGUCAGGUCCCUGAUGGCAAAAGCACUGGGCCAGCAGGACUGGAGGCUACUCUUUAAACACGGCUUUCCUGCAAAGCUGAAGCUGGUGUCCCCCAGCGCCAAGCUGCGGCUCACACAGAUCAGCCACGGAACGUGUGAUCCGCUUACCUCACUGCCUACAGAAGCCCUACUGCCAAACUGGGCCUGGAAAAUUCCCAGUUUUAGCUGUUUUGAGUCCACAGUGAUGAACGUUAAGACCACCAGGUUGGCUGAUAGGAGCUGUAGGGGGAUAAGACCAUGCUCACCCAGCGACAUUCGGGGAAAGCCUUUCUCUGGCAAAACUGGAAUAAUAGAUCUGACCAAAGUUUCUGUUUUGCUUUGGAGUUCAGUUGCCUAUUUUUUUUUUUUUCAUUUAUUUGUCUGUACAUAAAUGUUCAAACACUAGACUCGGAGAUAGUGGAAGAGUUGGCCCUGUGUCUUUGUCACGGCACAAAGGUGUGCACUGCGUGACGAUGACCCAAGCCAGUGUGUGCUAGUGAGACAGAGAAGACCUACAUGCCCAGAGGACCCGUGGCCGUUGUGCUGGUUUUCUGGUCUCCUGUGAAGAACAUGUGGAUCUCUUCCCGAAGGAAAAGGUCCCAGGAGACCAGUUUGAGGCACUCAGUCUAGAAAUAGCCUGUGUUAGCUGAUGUGUGAAAGCGUAGCCGGCCAGCCACACUAGAGAUGCCUUUUCUGAAUAAUGUAUUAUGAGCAGUGUCAGAUUUAUAAAGCCGAGGAGUGGUUUGGAACAUACAGUUGGUCGCAGGUGCAGGUCCAGCGUUUAGAUCCGAAUGGAAAACAGGUACAACUGUCGCAAGAAAACACAAUUGAAAUGCACCAGGCAGGUACUAGCAAGUGUGCAAAGAGCACAUGUCUACAUUUGAGUAAAACGUCUACACAGAUAUUUGUCAGUGGCGAGAAUGCAGGAAAAGGCAGACAUUUCAAACACACCUGAAGUCUUUUUACUCAUUAAGUAUCUUGUUAAAGAAUCACUGAGGUGCAUGAUUUCUACACAUCCUGACUACUCUGCGUUUACGAAACCAACAGCCCGCACAGGUACCUAGCUACCUGCAUUCAUGUGACACAUCUGGGGAACAGAAGAUAAAUAAAGGAUCUUGCUAAAAACCAGA
Molecule: messenger RNA, 4336 nt
Organism: Nomascus leucogenys (northern white-cheeked gibbon)
Lineage: Eukaryota; Metazoa; Chordata; Mammalia; Primates; Hylobatidae
Gene: ASPHD2
Product: aspartate beta-hydroxylase domain containing 2
Source: RefSeq, a predicted model, not a curated record